Messenger RNA from Penicillium canariense, 951 nucleotides. RefSeq lists its product as uncharacterized. Lineage: Eukaryota; Fungi; Ascomycota; Eurotiomycetes; Eurotiales; Aspergillaceae. The coding region runs from base 1 to 951 and encodes 316 amino acids. The transcript has a single exon. The record is from RefSeq and is a predicted model, not a curated record.
AUGUCAUCGCACGACGCCUCCGAUAUCGCGGACUCGCUGAUUGAUCCACACUCUAGCGGAGACCAAGUUCGCACGCAGAUCUUCGCGGCCUUUGCGGCGAUUGCCUGGUAUAAUGCUAUCGAACUUAUUGUCCUAUGUUUUGUCUCGUUUAAACGGCGCCGCGGGUGUUAUUUCUGGAGUUUGCUGGUCUCGUCCGCCAGCAUUAUCCCGAACUGUCUGGGUUACAUGCUUCUUUUCUUUCCAACCGGGGUGACCCCCUAUGUCUGUGUCACUCUCAUCGUGACCGGCUGGUAUGCUAUGGUGACGGGCCAGUCCCUUGUUUUGUGGUCGCGUCUGCAUCUGGUCCUGCAAAACACCAAGAUUCUGUAUGGUGUGCUCUGGAUGAUCAUCGUGGACGCCGUUCUCUUUCACAUCCCCACAACGGUGCUGUUGUACGGUACGGUAGCAGCCCCCAUCGGUGCCUGGUCCCGUGGAUAUAGUGUCAUGGAGCGCAUCCAGCUACUAGGAUUCUGCAUCCAGGAACUGAUCAUCUCGGGGAUCUACGUGUGGGAGACCGUCAAGCUGCUACAGCUCCGACCUCAUGGUCGACCGCAUGGCAUCCUGCGUCAGCUGCUCCUCAUCAACAUUAUCAUCCUUAUUCUCGAUGUCUCCGUCGUCGUCAUUGAAUAUGUUGGCUACUAUGCUGUCCAGGUCAUGUUCAAGCCCGUCGCAUACAGUAUCAAACUCAAACUUGAAUACGCCAUCCUUGGAAAGCUAGUUGCCUUCGCUCGUGGAUCGUACAACUACCAUGGCGAUGAGCUGUCAUCCAGCGCUCGUGAGAUCGACUUCUUCCCUUCUUCCCAAGAAGUGCCUCCCAGUGACGGAUGCGCUUUCAAUGUUCACCGGCAGUACAGCCCACCGUGGGUUUGGGAUAAUUCCCGUCAGUCAAGCUGCACAACCUCCGGAAUAUGA